CCAUUAUAAAGCUACGCUGCGCCUGUCUCCAUCAACAGAUCGCACGAGGCUGCGGACGCCAGAGCUGCAGCCCCUUGGCACACAGGGGCCUUCUCGGAGCCAGCAGCCCCCACCGGCAUGGAGCAGCUGGGCAUCGCAUUGCUGUUGGUGACUGCAGUGAGCAGCCAGAAUGACCGGAUCAUCGGCGGCGCCCCCUGCACGCCUCACUCCAUGCCCUGGCAGGCCGCCCUCUUUGUGGGCUCCCAGCUCAACUGUGGAGGGACCCUGAUUGCCAGGAACUGGGUGGUCACCGCGGCCCACUGCCACGUCAGUUGCCCCAUCGGCGUGCGCCUGGGAGAGCACAACAUCAAGAGUCUGGAUUGGACAGAGCAGCUGCGAGUCUCAGAGAAACUGAUCCGCCACCCCGGCUAUAACUCUGCCAGCAAGGACAAUGACAUCAUGCUCAUCAAAUUGCUCACCCCGGCUAACUUCAACAAAAAUGUCCAGCCCCUGGAGCUACCUACGAGUUGCCCCUCGUCCAGGGAGGAAUGUGUGGUGUCCGGAUGGGGAACAACAAAAAGCCCUCAAUUGUACUUCCCACCUGUUCUCCACUGUGGCAACGUGUCCAUUUUCUCCCAGGAACAGUGCCGCAGUAUCUACCCUCGCUACUACACCGAGAACAUGCUGUGUGCUGGGGUGAUGGAAGGGGGAAUAGACGCGUGCCAGGGAGAUUCCGGGGGACCCCUAGUCUGCAACGGGAAACUCCAGGGUAUUGUGUCUUGGGGGACCCAGACAUGCGCACUGCCCAACAAACCAGGUGUCUACAUCAGCGUCUGUAAAUAUGUCGACUGGAUCCGGGAGACCAUGAACAACAACUGAUCCUCAGUCCCUCAGGAGACCACGGUAU
Messenger RNA from Mauremys mutica (yellowpond turtle), 886 nucleotides. RefSeq names its product trypsin-like. Lineage: Eukaryota; Metazoa; Chordata; Testudines; Geoemydidae. Gene Ontology annotation, biological process: proteolysis. The transcript has 6 exons. Gene Ontology annotation, molecular function: serine-type endopeptidase activity. The coding region runs from base 118 to 858 and encodes 246 amino acids. The record is from RefSeq and is a predicted model, not a curated record.